AUGAUGGCUCCCGAGACAGUGGUAACUACGGAACCCAACAAACCCCAAGGACCACCUCCUCAGCAGCAGGGUGGCAAACUUGACUGGAUUAAAAUCGACAUUAACUACUUCAAAACUCCUCUGGGCCUCCUAAAAAUUGUCCAACUAGUCCUUGGCAUCCUUUGCAUGGCUCUGGCGUCGCCGUGGUACUCAACUUGGUUCGUGUUUGUCGCUGUUGUCAGCUUUAUCACUACUCUCCUCUGGAGUUGCGUCUUCCUAUUCAGUAUUAAGGACGUCCUCAAACUGCCCAUAAAUUGGGUUUUAUCAGAGCUGAUCAGCAUGGGUUUGAAGACGUUGUUGUACCUGAUUGCAUUCAUCGUAUUGUUCGCCGCAACGGCAACCUAUUAUUCAAAUAUACAUGCAGCAAAUGUUGCUGCUGCAGUAUUUGGUAUUUUCAAUACGGUCGCAUAUGGAGCGAGCACGUUCCUUCUGUUUAAGGAGUACCGAAGCUCAGUGGCAUCCGCGCCUGCCGCGUGA
Arctia plantaginis is the source of this 516-nucleotide messenger RNA. Lineage: Eukaryota; Metazoa; Arthropoda; Insecta; Lepidoptera; Erebidae. The record is from the annotation of a GenBank genome assembly.